Molecule: messenger RNA, 3865 nt
Organism: Cyanistes caeruleus (blue tit)
Lineage: Eukaryota; Metazoa; Chordata; Aves; Passeriformes; Paridae
Source: RefSeq, a predicted model, not a curated record
UGCAAUUUAAUAAUCUUGUUAAAUUGUAGCUACAGUGCUUUAAAACAUGUCCCUGAAAUCAGAAUUAGCUACAGACGUAGGACCAAAGACUGCUAGGCAAGUCCCUGCAUGCUGCUCAGCUCGCUACAAUCUCGCAGUCCUGGCCUGUUUUGGGUUCUUCCUCCUGUAUGCAUUGCGUGUUAACCUCAGCGUCGCUCUGGUGGAUAUGGUAGAACCUAACACAAGCUUAGCAAAGAAUGUGACUUCCAAUGUGUGUCCAGAGCAUUCUUCCACCAUGAAUGUUCCUCGCAACACAACGGGAGAAAAGUAUUCUUGGGAUGCUGAUACUCAGGGAUGGAUCCUUGGUUCUUUUUUCUAUGGCUAUAUCAUUACUCAGAUUCCAGGAGGAUAUCUUGCAAGCAAAAUUGGAGGCAAACUGUUGCUCGGGUUUGGCAUCUUUGGUACCUCUGUGUUCACCUUGCUUACUCCCUUAGCUGCAAAUCUGGGAGUUGGCUACCUCAUAGCUGUCAGAGCCUUGGAAGGACUGGGAGAGGGUGUUACCUUCCCAGCUAUGCAUUCAAUGUGGUCUUCUUGGGCUCCUCCACUGGAACGCAGCAAGCUCCUUAGUAUUUCAUAUGCAGGUGCACAGCUGGGAACUGUUGUGUCUCUGCCACUAUCUGGUUUAAUUUGUUACUAUAUGAACUGGGUUUAUGUGUUCUACAUAUUUGGUGCACUUGGUGUAUUGUGGUGGUUCUUCUGGAUGUUUUUGGUUAGUGAUACACCAGAAACCCACAGGAGCAUUUCACAUGCUGAAAGAGAAUAUAUACUGUCUUCCCUAAAAGAUCAGCUUUCUACACAGAAAUCUGUUCCCUGGAGACCUAUGCUAGAGUCCCUUCCACUCUGGGCUAUUGUUGUGGCACACUUCUCCUACAACUGGACUUUCUAUACACUUCUUACACUCUUGCCCACAUACAUGAAGGAGAUCCUGCGAUUUGAUGCACAGGAGAAUGGAUUUUUGUCUGCGCUGCCUUAUUUUGGCUGCUGGUUAUGUAUAAUUCUGUCUGGCCAAAUUGCUGAUUAUUUACGGGAAAAACAGAACUUCUCUACUGUUUGUGUUCGCAAAUGUUUUACCCUAAUAGGAAUGAUUGGACCUGCGGUGUUCUUAGUAGCAGCCGGAUUCAUAGGCUGCAACUACACGCUGGCUGUUGCAUUUGUGACCAUAUCAACAACACUAGGAGGAUUUUGUACAUCAGGCUACAGCAUCAACCAUCUGGACAUAGCACCUUCAUACCGAAAUGCAAAGGACAUCUGAGAUAAGAAGAAAAAGAAGACUGUCUUCCCCCUCUCCCACACCUAAUUUUUUGCAACUUGUCUGAACUUUGUUGGAUAAAAUGAUCGAGGCAAAAAUGCACAAUCUCAAGGAAACACUUGACAUAAUUGUAGAAAUCUAAAAACCAGGUCUGCAUAAAAUUGUGAAGGAAACCUCAAUAAAAAGUUUACUCAGAGCUCAAUAUUUAUUUUUCAUAAUUUAUUGAAAGACAUCAGAAAAAAAAUUAUUCAGAGCAGUUUCAAAAUGCACAAAUGCCCAUUUAAAUUGGUUAAAAGUAUUCUGCCAAGAAUAACAAAUGGCCCCUUUUUGCUACUAAAACUUGCAUUAUAUCAAAGAAAUAAUUAUUAUAUUAACAGGAAAAAAGUAAAUUAAAAUACUAAUGCUUAAUUAACAGCAAUAUUUGCUAUGUGCUUUUGGUUGCUAACAUAUAUUUAUUAUGCCAUUGGUGAAUUGGAUUGGGGAAGGGUUGAGGGAAGGAGGAGGCAAGAUACUUCUUUUGAAGAAUAUGUAUUAUAUUUUAGCUCUUUAAAUCUACAUUAGUACUCCUCUAUUAUUACAAAUCUUAAUAUUGGUGUUACUGUGAUCCCUGGUAAUAUUCAUGUGGCUCUGUUGUACACUAAAUACUUCACAUAGGUAUGUUUUUUUCACUCUUGAUUUUACUGCUUGACUGGUCUGCAAGUUAAUUUGGUAUUUGGUUAUCCUCACUAUGCCAUAAGGACAUGACUAACAGCUCACUAUUGGUUUUGCUCUGCAGACAUGCCACUUUUUGCUUUCCCUUUUCAUAUGGGAGUUUUCACUGUGCUAGGGGAGUGUCAUCACAGUUAUCUGCAUCAAACAGCGAGCACUAUCAAGAAUGCAACCUAUGUCAGAAACACUGGGCAUAAACAGAGGCAUUUAGCCAGCAAUUGGUUGCCAAAGAUCUUUGUCGACCAGAGAAACUAUUAAACUAUGUUUAGUUUUAAAAGUGUCUGUUAGCAGUAUUGUAGUGUUUAAACAUGUUGAAGACAAAGUGCAUUUGGUUCUACUUAAAGGCUUUAAACAGGGUUUUGUUUUAUGUGCUUAUUUUCCUAAGGGAAACUUUUACACUUUGACAUUCAGCUUCAUAAAGGCCUAUUAAUUCUAAACCACUUUUCAAGAUAGGAGGACUGCAUGCUAGGUUUAUAAGAAAUAAAGAGAUUUUAACUAAAACAUUGCCAUGCUUUAAACUGAUACGUAAUGUAGAGUUUCAAGAAAAAAAUCAACUAGUAGGCUAGAUGAUUGUUUCCCUUUCUCAGGAAAAAAACUACAUGUUUUUCUAAUAUUGGAAUAAAUAUUGCAAUCUUUUGUAACAAUGCUGUAUGGUUGAAUUCCCUGUUUUGGUAAAUAAAAUUUCAAAGCUAUGCAUUUCUCUUUAGAGAUGAAAUAUGUUUCUGUUGUGUUAAUGUUGGUGAGGACAUAAUUUUACUCUGAACAGCCAAAAAUGAUCACUGGGAUAUGAUUCCUUUCUACUGUGGUAAAAUGCAACUAUUAGUAUUUUGUAUGAUUCUUUGGCGAACAAGUCCACCUUGAAAAUCUAAAACACAGGGAUCUCUGCCCUGGUGGUUAGAAGGUCAAAGUUCUGUGGAACAUUUGGCUCUUAUUUCUCUUCGGUCUCUCUCACAAGUCUGCACUUGUGGUACAGUUUCAAACUUUCGGUAUUGCAACAUGCCUGUGAGAGAGAUCUUGAAUUGCUUGGAGAUGAGGUGCUGAGACUCAGAUAUUAAGCAAGUUACCAGCUUUUCCCAGCAAUUUUUUAUGGCCGCUGGUGCAUACACAUACAUUUGUGUGUGAGAGAGCAGCACGUUCAUGGAACAGGAGGCCUCAGAAUAGAGCUGCAGGAACAGCAACCAGCAAAACUGGUUUAGUCAGACCCAUUUCCCAUUGGCCUUGACCCACAGAAAGCUGAAAAGGACUGCUACAGCACUCUGAAUGCCUAUCUUUGGAAUAUACACUUUGUAAUGUAAGUGGGAAUAUCUAGGCACACUGCUGAUACUGCCUUCUUGGCAGACAAAUUUUUAGCAAUGAAACCUCAACCAGCUCUUACUGUUGGCAAACAGCACUUUGUCAUACUCCUUGUUGUCUUUCUGCUUCAAGACAUGCAAUGUGUCUUUAACUGCUCCACUGGAUCCAUUCCAGAUGGUUUGGUUAUGGCUUAGCAAAGGGAAUGUGAGCUUGGAUUGUGGAUCUUGAUCAAAACCAUAGGCAAUUUCAAUUAAAUUCCAUAACUAGCCUCUGAAAAAUGGAGACAUACAGAAUAAUUUAAAUAGAAAAGGAUCUUAGAGAUCAUCAUGCCAAGCAUUAACCUAACACUGCCAAGUCUACAGCAGUGUUAACACAGCACUAAACUCUGUCCCUUAAAAUAUAUGUGCCAAGCUGUCAGUAAAUUGUUAUUAGAGGAAAAGCAAGUCAUUUGCACUGGAUUAUUUGUGGUUUAAUUUCUCGUUUGAUCAAGAUGAAGCCUACGUGAUCAGGUUAGGCAAAAUUGUUUCCAUGAUUGAUAAAGCCUUACAAGUUAAUAAGCAGUGUUAAUGACUUCUC